ACAUAGAUUGACUUUACGUAUUGUGUGAGCAUUCGAACUAGAGAGAGAGCAAGAUGUCUGGGAUGAUGCUUAUGCUGCUGCUGUGCCUCUCAGUUGGGACAAUUUCGGUUGUCCACUGUGGGAACCCUUACCUUUUUUUCACAUGGAAUGUCACCUAUGGAACCCUCUCUCCUCUGGGAGUUCCCCAGCAAGUCAUUCUCAUAAAUGGCCAAUUUCCUGGACCCAACAUCAACUCCACCACCAACGACAACAUCGUGCUCAACGUCUUCAAUAACCUUGACGAGCCAUUCCUUGUGACAUGGAACGGUAUCCAGCAGAGGAAAAAUUCAUGGCAAGAUGGAACCCUUGGAACCAUGUGCCCCAUUCCCCCUGGUACGAACUACACCUACCAAUUCCAAGUGAAGGACCAGAUCGGGAGCUACAUGUACUAUCCCAUAACUGCCAUGCAUAAGGCAGGCGGUGCCUUCGGUGGCCUCCGCGUGAACAGUCGCCUGCUCAUUCCCGUGCCUUAUGCCGAUCCAGAGGAUGACUACACUGUCCUCAUCGGUGACUGGUAUACCAAAAGCCACACCCAACUAAAGAAAUUAUUGGACAGCGGUCGUUCCAUGGCCAGGCCAGAUGGGGUCCUCAUCAACGGCAAAUCUUCAAAGGGAGAUGGCAAAGACGAGCCCCUCUUCGUCAUGAAGCCCGGCAAGACCUACAAGUACAGGAUCUGCAACGUGGGGCUCAAGAACUCCCUCAACUUCAGGAUCCAAGGACACUCCAUGAAGCUUGUUGAAUUGGAGGGCUCCCACACAGUCCAAAACACCUACGACUCCAUGGAUGUGCAUCUCGGGCAAUGUUUCUCCGUGCUUGUGACUGCCGACAAGGACCCCAAGGACUACUACAUGGUGGCUUCCACCCGUUUCACCAAGAGCGUGCUCACCGGCAAAGGCAUCAUCCGCUACGAAAAUGGCAAGGGCCCUGCCUCGCCUGAACUCCCCAAGGCCCCCGUAGGAUGGGCCUGGUCUCUUAACCAGUUCCGCUCCUUCCGCUGGAACCUCACUGCCAGUGCUGCCAGGCCUAAUCCUCAGGGCUCCUACCACUAUGGUAAGAUUAACAUCAGCCGCACCAUCAAGCUCGUCAACUCCGCCAGCAAGGUGGACGGCAAGCUUCGCUAUGCCAUCAACGGAAUCUCCCACGUGGACUCUGAAACUCCCCUCAAGCUGGCUGACUACUAUAAAGUUUGGGACAAAGUCUUCAAGCCCGAUACCAUGAAGGAUACUCCCCCAGCCACAGCGGCAGACAAGAUCACAAUGGUAACCAAUGUUGUCAACAUAACCAUAAAAGAUUUCGUUGAGAUCAUCUUUGAGAACCCGGAGAAGAGCCUUCAGACAUGGCAUUUGGAUGGAUACUCCUUUUUUUCCGUCGCCUCGGAGCCCGGCACGUGGACCCCAGCAAAGAGAAGCAACUACAAUCUCCUUGACGCUGUGAGCAGGUACAGUGUCCAAGUGUUCCCCAAAUCCUGGGCUGCCAUCAUGUUGACAUUCGACAACGCCGGAAUGUGGAACAUAAGGUCUGACCAACCGGAGAGGCGCUACCUAGGACAGCAGUUUUACGUGGACGUUGAAAAUAUUGCACGCUCCCUCAGAAACGAGUACAACAUGCCAGACAAUGCCCUUGUCUGUGGCAUCGUUAAGGACAUGCCCAAGCCCGCACCGUACAGCAUGUAACAUAUUUCACCGCCAUGCCAUGCCGCUUCACACUACGUUACAGAUACAGAGUAGAGAGGGACAGCGACGAUCCGGAAAAGUGUACGCGUGUGAGUGAGUGUGAGAGAGAGAUCAUCAUUAAGAUUUUUUGUAUUUCUUUGCAGCCAAUUUAAGCAAAGAGAGAAGAAUGGUAAAGAAUAAGAAGGGUUUGGCACAACAUAAAAGAUUGCCUCGUUAUGUGUGCAUCAACUCUCUAGAAUUAUGCCAUUACAUUUUCCUAUCAGAAUAAAAAAAGAGAGAAAUGAAUAUGCCAUUACAUUUUUGUACUUCCAUUUUAUUUAUAUGUUAUAAUCUCUUUCUUAAUUACAUUUUCCCAGUUCAUUUUGCCCA
Molecule: messenger RNA, 2081 nt
Organism: Prunus persica (peach)
Lineage: Eukaryota; Viridiplantae; Streptophyta; Magnoliopsida; Rosales; Rosaceae
Product: L-ascorbate oxidase homolog
Exons: 3
Coding region: 54-1712 (552 amino acids)
Molecular function (GO): oxidoreductase activity; copper ion binding
Source: RefSeq, a predicted model, not a curated record